UAUUUUAGUUAAGCUGUCUCAAAAACGAUUCAUAUCCAAAACCAAAACCCUUGUCCCUUAACCAAUUCAGCUCUGAAGAAAGAAAGAAAAUUAAAAGCUUGCUAAUCGGAUAAGAUUAGACCUAAGACUAAAGGAGAGAGAGAGAGAGAGAGAUGGUUUUCUUCUUUAGCAGAUGAUCUUUCCAAAAUUUUCUAAGAAUGGCGUAUUAGGUAAACGAUCACAGCUCAAUAACAGAUUGGUGGGAGAAGCUGACUCGAUUUUGUGGUGUAGAUUGGUCAGAAAGAAAGAAGAUAUUGUGGAAUCUGCAAGUUUUUAUAUUUUCACUAAAAAUAGAUUUCAGUUAAAAAGAGGGAGGACGCACGACUAGAAAAAAAUGGGGAAACACCACAAAUCAUCAUCUUUCAGAAGCAAAGCAGUGCACUUUGUCACCGAUUUCACCGCUGGUCUUCUUCUUAAUCCCAUCUCUGAUAAACCCCCCUCCUCUGCUUCGCCUCCUCUUCCGGGUGAGGAAGAUGAGUCUAAUAAGAGAAAUCAACUAGAAUCUCUUACUGAGGAGGAGCAGCAGCAGCCUAAGAAGGAUUUGGUAGACGAGCCAGAUACUUCUUCUUUCUCUGCAUUCCUUGGUUCACUGUUAUCUUCAGACCCCCAAGACAAAAAGAAGGAUCAGGAUCAAGACGAAGAAUCAGAAGAAGAAGAAGAAGAAGAAGAAGAAGAAGAAGAAGAAGAAGAAGAAGAAGAAGAAGAAGAAGAAGCUGAGGCAGAAACAAGUGAUACAUCAUCAUCUUCGGUGAAUCAUAUUGGAAAAAUGAAGGAGGCUACUAGUGGUGGUGUUAAGAAGAGCUUGUUGUCUAAGUAUAAACAGCAUUUGAAGAAUUUUUACCAGGCUGUUAAGUUUCCGGGGGGCAAGCAAAGAAAGGUAAAUUCUGAUGUGAUACCAGACGAUGAAGAGACUGAAUAUGAUGGCUUGGAGAUGAAGCCGAUGCAGGAUAAUAAUGUCAAAGAGGAAGCAAAGAUAGUGCAAGUAAUUCUACCUGAAGUUUCAGAGCCCUCUUUGCUUUUAUCGGACCAGUCAAGACGUUCCUUAUAUACUUCACUUCCUGCGCUUGUUCAAGGGAGGAAAUGGAUAUUGCUUUACAGUACAUGGAGGCAUGGCAUAUCACUGUCCACACUGUACAGGAAAAGCCUCCUCUGGCCUGGUCUCAGUUUACUGGUUGUCGGAGACAGAAAAGGUUCAGUUUUUGGUGGUCUUGUCGAGGCACCUUUGAUUCCAACUGAUAAAAAGUAUCAGGGAACCAACAGUACAUUUGUUUUCACAAAUAAGUCAGGACAACCCGCGAUAUACCGUCCCACAGGUGCAAAUCGGUUCUACACUUUAUGCUCCAAGGAAUUUCUAGCUCUGGGAGGUGGUGGACGGUUUGCUCUCUAUCUAGACAGUGAGCUGCUAAGCGGAUCAAGUGCUUACUCAGAGACAUAUGGGAACUCUUGUCUCGCAAACUCUCAGGACUUUGAUGUGAAAGAAGUGGAGCUAUGGGGAUUUGUAUAUGGCUCAAAGUAUGAUGAGAUUCUAGCUCUCAGCAAAACAACGGAGCCUGGUAUCUGCAGGUGGUCAUGAUCCUGAUGAAGAUUUUGAAAAAGAAAAAAAUGAGAUUCAAGUGAAGAAGUUUAGCUUCUUGUAAAAAAUGUGUAGUAAAAGUGAUGAUGAAUGUUGUUGUCCUUCUUACCUUGUAACUUGGCUUAAAAGAUCACAUCUCUCUCUAA
This is a messenger RNA of Camelina sativa (false flax), 1758 nucleotides long. RefSeq lists its product as uncharacterized. The record is from RefSeq and is a predicted model, not a curated record. NCBI's taxonomy places the organism in Eukaryota, Viridiplantae, Streptophyta, Magnoliopsida, Brassicales, Brassicaceae.